Messenger RNA from Orussus abietinus, 3877 nucleotides. It is a transcript of the gene Trim9, whose product is annotated as E3 ubiquitin-protein ligase TRIM9. The transcript is spliced from 9 exons. NCBI's taxonomy places the organism in Eukaryota, Metazoa, Arthropoda, Insecta, Hymenoptera, Orussidae. Bases 555 to 2672 code for a protein of 705 amino acids. Gene Ontology annotation, molecular function: zinc ion binding; protein binding. The record is from RefSeq and is a predicted model, not a curated record.
AAACGCCCGUUUUUAUGCAACGGUGUCAUUCAUUGACCAAUCGAUACGGAGAAUAUCGAGAAGGGGUUGGACCGAGGAAGUCGCUAAUUGAUCGGGAGCGUCAUCGUUAACGUUCUCGAACAAUUGGCAAGGUAUGAAAAAUUCGGGUAACGCCACGUCCAACGUCCAACGUCCUCGGGGGAGGCGGGUUUAUUUCGGUUCGCGGCAUCCUUCUCGAGGGUUCGCGUGGGCUUAGGACCGAGCGGGGUAUCCCCUCAGGUAUUCCUGGAUCCCCCGCGCGCGCUAUCGACGCGGCCGCUGGAGGUUCCUCGGAAUCGAGUCGCGCAUGCGCCCGGCCCGGAGGCACGGCGUCUGCGCCCGAUCUCCACGCAGUGCCGACGGGCUUCGGGUGGUUUCGGGUCCGAUCUCCUCGAAGGCGACGCGACGCGGUCCGACGGUCGAGGAAGCCGCCGGCCGGGGGAUAUCGAUGAGACGGUCGAUCGGAAACCGAGCCUCGCGGGCCGCGAGGGUCCCGCGAUGACCCCCGGGGGCGAGGUGGACGGCACGAGGUAAGGAUGGAGGACGAGCUGCGAUGCCCCGCGUGCAAGAGCCUGCUGAGCGAGCCCGUGCUCCUGCCCUGCUGGCACGCGCUGUGCCUGGCGUGCGCGGUCAACCUGCAGGCGCCGCCGGACCCGCUGCCCGACUCCGCCCCCAGCUCCGACCAGGAGGCCGACAAGCUGUCCAUCCUCUCGGAGACGGACUCGGGCGUGGUCUGCGGCAGCGGCUCGCGCCCCGGCAGCUAUGUCGGCACGCCGGCCAACGGCACUUCCCCGCCGUCCGGCGGCACGCUCUACCUCUGCUGUCCCGUCUGCCGGAAGAACGUCUUCUUCGACGAGGGCGGCGCCUACAACCUGCCCAAGUACCGCGCGAUGCGGCGCAUCGUCGACAAGUACCGGGAGACGCGGAGCGCCCACCCACUCUGCCAGAUGUGCGAGACGGAGCCCGGCGAGGCCACCGUCGCCUGCGACCAGUGCGAGAUCCGCUACUGCGACGCCUGUCGGGAGUCUUGCCACCCCAACCGCGGGCCGCUGGCGAGCCACAACCUGGGCCCCCCCGGCCCCGGAAGUCAGCGCGGCGCGGGCCCGGAGCCCUCCUGCGCCUGCGCCUGCCCCGACCACGGGGGCGAGACCCUCGGCCUCUACUGCGCGCCCUGCAAGCUCGCCGCCUGCUCCCUCUGCGUCCGGGACCGGCACGCCGCCCACCCCCGAGACGUGCUGCCGUUGGCGGCCGCCUGCAAGACGCAAAAGACCGAGCUGUCCCAGAACCUGCAGCACCUCUCGGAGAAGGCUCGCUCCACCACCGAGUUCAUUCAAAGGCUCAAGGGGCUGACGGACAGAGUCCACGAGGAGUUCGUCGUCGUGGAAGAGGAGAUAGAGCAGCGGGUCGCGGCGCUGGUGGCUCUGCUGCAGAGCCGAAAGGACCGGUUGCUCGACGUGGCGAGGCAGACUCGCGAGGCUCGCGUUCGCUGCCUCAGGGAUCAGGUGUCGAGAUGCGCCGCCCACCUUCAAGGAACGACCUCCCUCCUGACCUUUUGCAUCGAGGCGUUGAAGGAGACCGACGGCACGGCGUUCCUGCAGAUCGGUGGAAUGCUCUCCGCCAGGGUCGCCAACGCCGUCGAGUCCUGGGUGGACGCCGUCGGCAUAGAGGAGCUGACUCGCCUCCCGCUUCUGGACUUCACCCUCGACGACCAGUCCCUGAGGCGGGCGAUCGACCAGCUCGCCUUUACUCGGAUUAAACCUUCUCAACGAGAAGACGAAUGUCCCGUGCCAGCACCUGCCGCCCCUCUUCUGAUCCCGGAGGAGUGCAGCGCGGAAAAUAACAGCGUCACCGUCGCUUGGCAGCCCCCGCCGAGUAACGCGAGCGGAUGCGACCAGAGGUGCCCCGACGUCGAUGGCUACCUCCUCGAGCUCGACGAUGGCCGUGGCGGAGAUUUUAGAGAGGUGUAUUGCGGUCGCGAAACCAUGUGCACCAUAGACGGUUUGCACUUCGAUUCCUUGUACAAGGCCCGCGUCCGCGCUUUCAACUGUGCCGGAGAAGGCGAAUACUCCGAGCUGAUCGGAUUGCAAACGGCGGAAGUUGCCUGGUUUUCUUGGAGCACCGCCACUGCGGGAGUCCCGCAGGAAGUCAGCGUUUCCGACGACGCCAUGAGCGUGUCGUGUGCGGGUUACGAGCAUCGCGUUAUUUUGUCGAACAUCGGGUUCUCUCGCGGAGUGCAUUACUGGGAGAUGACGGUGGACAGAUAUCACAGCGAUACCGAUCCAGCGUUCGGCGUCGCUAGAGCGGAAGUCACUCGCGAUCAAAUGCUCGGCAAGGACGACAAAGGCUGGAGCAUGUACAUCGAUCGUCAGCGUUCGUGGUUCAUGCACGGCGGUGGACAUGCCCAGAGGACGGAAGGCGGCGUUCAACAGGGUUCCACCGUGGGCGUCCUCUUGGACCUCGAGACCGCCCACACCCUUCAGUUUUUCGUCAACGAUCAGCCCCAAGGUGGAGUCGCCUUCCGUGACCUCUAUGGGAUCUUUUACCCCGCGGUCAGUCUGAACCGAGGAGUUUCCGUCACGCUUCAUACCGCUCUCGAGGUUCCCAGACGUCUCGUUGCCCGCGAGAAUUACCCGGGCGAACUCUUACAAAGUUAGGAACACUUGGGCGUUACAAGGAAGGAUCUUCUUCGUACCCCGGGCUCCGUUUCGGGGCGAUCUCUCGAUAAGCUAAAAUAAUUAAGGAAACUUAGUGAAAUAGACUCGUUCGAGAGCGUUUACAUAGCGUCCACCUCAAAAUCGCGACAUUUCAUUCUUGCCCGACCGCGUACGGCUCUUCAUCAUCAAGUUGCCAUUGCGAUAUAAAGUGGAGGACGGACUCGGCUCGGCUUUUUUUUUUUUUUUUUUAUCGUACAACGGAAAUCGUCAAAGCUCAAGUCGUAUACUUCGGACCGAUAAAGGUCGGUCGAGUAUGCUUGUAUGUAUGUACGUCCGUUUGCAAAUCAAACCGAGCGUGCAUUUGCAUGACUUUCUUCCUCCCAAUUUCGAUUCCAUUAAAAGUAGUACAUGUUUUUAACGUGCAUUAAUGCCUCAUAUUCAAUGCUAACUGUAUACGUUCGUCAUCGUUUCGCACGGCUAAGGGAUACGCACGAUGUAAUAAAUUUGAUUCUACCUAUUUGUCUCCUCGUUCCGCAGCAAGGAUUUGGAUUCAAUAAUCAUUCGGCUUUGUACCCUCGACAGGUAUUGGCUGAUACUCGAGCGAGUCCGAAUCCAAUAUCCCCCCGUAGACUUCUCCGAGCCCAACCACAGAAUGCAGACCGUAUUCUUUGGUGGAACUCGCCAUUUUCCCGACCGAAUUAAGCGUUGUAAAUGUAAGCCAUUUCUACGCUUUGCUCCGUUCUCCGGUUGUUCCGUUUCAAUCUGCUUUUAGAUUCAUCGUAUCGCCACGAGUACAUUUCACCUGUUUUUAUUUAGUACUUCGCGGUACUUUGUCCAUUCAAAUACAGCUGCGUCGACUGUAGCACGCAUUUGAUAACUUACAGUUACAAUGCAAACGAGAAGUGCAAAGUACAUAGCGUCGCGUCGAGUCACAUCACGAACGCUCACGUUAUCGUGUCAACUCACCGAGUUUUCUUAGAGUACUCCCUUUUCUCCGUUUCGUUUUUCCCUUGUCCCUUUUGUGUAUGAGUGGGCGCUCGCAGGUCGGGGCAUUUUCAAGAUUUUUUUAUACCAACACAUAACGGUUAUCGAACAUGGGCUUUCGCCAAUCACCUUUCUAAACAUAAGAGAUUUACCUUCCCUUUUAUACGCCUGCGCCGCCAACUAUUUUCAAAUACUAAUAAACUAUAUUUAAUCAAUUUAAA